Molecule: messenger RNA, 1515 nt
Organism: Cryptococcus wingfieldii CBS 7118
Lineage: Eukaryota; Fungi; Basidiomycota; Tremellomycetes; Tremellales; Cryptococcaceae
Exons: 7
Coding region: 1-1515 (504 amino acids)
Biological process (GO): peptidyl-lysine monomethylation
Cellular component (GO): nucleus
Molecular function (GO): protein-lysine N-methyltransferase activity
Source: RefSeq, a predicted model, not a curated record
AUGUCAACUGAGCAGGCCACUGGGUUCGUCCGUGAUCAGUUCUUGAGCUGGUUCAAAGGCGCUGGCGGUUGGUACAACGAAACUGCUGUCGACCUCAUACCCUACCCUGGCAUGAACUAUGGUGCUACCGCCCUCGAAAAUAUCAAGGAAGAUACUCCUCUGUUUCAUAUCCCAGACUCUCUCAUUCUCUCGCCCUACACAUCUACUCUCAAGGAGCACCUGUCGUCUGAAGAAUGGGAACAGCUCGGCCACGGAUGGUCGCAGUUGAUACUAGUAAUGAUGUGGGAGAGCAUACGAGGAGAUGAGAGCCCAUGGUCUGGCUAUCUUGGAAAUAUGCCGAGGCAAUUCGAGACGCCCAUGUUUUGGAGCGAAGAGGAGCGAAAGUAUCUGGCUGGGACGGAUAUCCAAGACAGAAUAGGUCGAGAGGACGCUGAACAAGAAUAUACCAACGUCCUCCUCCCCGUGAUCUCUGCCCACCCAGAACUCUUCCCCGCCGGCUCGCCCCACACCUCCAUCGACGCCUUCCACCUCCAAGGAUCUCGUAUCCUCUCUCGUUCAUUCACCGUCCCUCUCAGUCGAUUCGACAACACACCCAAAGCUGCGGAGCAACCAGAGGAUAGCGACGAUGAGGAAGAGGAGGACCAAGGGGUGGUGGUCAUGGUGCCUUUUGCAGACAUGUUGAAUGCCGCGUUUGAAAAAGACAACGCACAUCUGUUUGUGGAUGAGGAAGCCUCGGAAGAGUUUAAGAGUGGGGUUAUGAUGAGAAGUACCAAAAAGGUCACAAAAUCUCAGCAGAUCUACAACACCUACGAUGCCCCGCCCAAUUCCGAGCUCCUCAGGAAAUACGGGCAUGUAGAUGUCCUUCCCCUCCCCAAAGACAUCACCAAGCUCUUAAAAUCUUCAAAGGUUGGCGCCGAGUGGCCGUUCGGAAAUGCGGGCGACGAGGUGCUCCUGUCUGGAGAAGCUAUCGUCGAGAGCGUGGCAGAUAAGCUUGGCGAGAAGGCUGAUGACAAGUGGAGGGAAGACAUUCAGACCAGAAUAGAUUGGUGGCUCGAGGAAGGCCAAGAAGAUGCGUUCCCUCUUGGAUACGACGAAGAGAUUGACGACGGGUUGAUAUCCUUUGCCCGCCUGCUCUCGAACGGCGAAGAUUGGGAGAAGGCUCAGAAAAAGAGCAAGCCCCCCAAACCGACUGUUGAUGGGGAUGUCGCUGCUAUCAUCAUCAAAGCUAUUGAGCAACGAAAGAGCACGUACGAAGGGGCCAUUGAGGAUGACAUUGCUCUCUUGAAAGCCUCCGCCCAAUGGACCGUCGCCAACUCUCCAGACACCCCCAAGUCUGACGAGACGCCCGUCAGCCAACAACGCAAAGAAAUGGCUGCUGUGGUCAAGCUGGGCGAGAGACGUAUCCUCGAGAUUGCUUCUCACGUCAUCAAGAAAGCUGUCAAGACGGAGGCUGCUGCGUCAAAGAAGAGGAAGGCAGGCUCUGUGAUGGUAGGGAAGGGCAAGAAGCUUUCAUAG